Branchiostoma belcheri (Belcher's lancelet) is the source of this 1204-nucleotide messenger RNA. RefSeq lists its product as uncharacterized. Bases 560 to 1204 code for a protein of 214 amino acids. Gene Ontology annotation, cellular component: membrane. The transcript is spliced from 2 exons. Lineage: Eukaryota; Metazoa; Chordata; Leptocardii; Amphioxiformes; Branchiostomatidae. The record is from RefSeq and is a predicted model, not a curated record.
GGACACAGUCGAUCGAUACUUAUGAAGCCUGAAUGAAAGUAUAGCCCCCUUCAAAACCUGUGACGCAGAUGAGGUCGGCUUCAUAUGUUGAUGAAAUUGAUCGGUUUCGCUGAGAAAUUGAUCAUUUACCCGACUCUCGUGUCCAGGAUAAUCCGCACGGUGCCCUGGGCACGAGGUUUGUGAAGGGAAACAGGUGCAUCAUGUGAGGGGCAGAGUUCAAAACAGACGCGUGCCAAAAUCUGUAAGGACCGACAUGGGAGAAUUACAUUGGCAAAGAGAUGGUUACAGACAAUAUUUCAAUCUCUCAAUGGUUGGUCUAACUAUUACAUAUCUCAUCACCAACUUAAUACAUUAUACAUAUCUAAUAACGUACUAGUGGGUCUCCCACUCUUGGCCUUUAGGCUACAGAAUUAGAGUUGGUCAUUAUUAUUCCAAACACGUAGAUCGGUCGAAGUCUAACUCUACUAACGAAUUAAUGAUUAAUCUUCUUGUUUUGUAAAACUAGUUCUAUCUGAUGCCAUAUACUUGCUCUUAAGCGUGACUGUAUGUGUGGGGAACCAUGACUUAUCCUCACAUAGUCGCCGUUGGACUUGUUGUCCUGUGCUUGUGUUGUUCUAUUCCUGUUGGCGGGGAGGAGAUGGCGGGAACACCGCCUGAAGUCGGGCACUACGCCGUGAAGAACAAGCAUGGCGAGACGUGUUUCCUCGCCGACCUGGCCGCCACGUUCCGGAUCCGGUACGUGAAGACGGACAACACCACGGCGGCGGCGGAGUACGCCCUGCCCGGGAACUGUUCCGUGGCGUACGAGUCCACCUGUCCUAACCGGCUGGACGGGGAGAACCAAGCCGUACUCCUGCUGCACGUCCCCUGGGACUGGGACUUCGGGCUCUACCUGCGUUUCUCGCGGGAAAAACUCGUCAUGGAACACUUCUGGCUAGCGGAGGCGGUUGUGUAUUACCGACAGGACCCGUCUCUCUUCCCAGACGCCAAGUUCCCAAACCACUUCUUCAGUCCCUUCCUGAACAACCUGCGGGAGAUGGAGACCAGGUCGGGGUUCUUCAGGAGGAGGUCGUUCCUGUGCGAGAGCGGGUUGACCGUAUUCAACCUGACGUUCCCGUAUUUUGACGAAGCUCCCGGCGUCCAUCCCAAUGCAGACCUGAUCUUCGACUACAUUCACGUGCAACCUUUCGACGUCAGGUAUUAG